Molecule: messenger RNA, 810 nt
Organism: Hirsutella rhossiliensis
Lineage: Eukaryota; Fungi; Ascomycota; Sordariomycetes; Hypocreales; Ophiocordycipitaceae
Exons: 1
Coding region: 1-810 (269 amino acids)
Source: RefSeq, a predicted model, not a curated record
AUGAUGAUGGAGGCAGGCCUUCCGCCUCGCUACGAGAUUCGCGUCCUGGGCCCCGAGCACAUCGAAUGGGUCAGCGCCCUUGUCACCCACACCAACAUCUUCCACUCGCCCGUGUGGCCAGUCGUGUACCCGGACGACAAGACGGCGCGUCUCCACGACGCCAUGAGAAACGUCGAGUACCUCGUCCGGCACCAGGUCGAGUCGGGCCACUCGCUCGGCGUCUUCGACAACGAGUACCAGUUCAAGCGCGACCAGUCCAAGGCCACGGGCGGCAGGCUCUACUGGGACCAAGACGACACCGAGGCCAGUGGCGACCAGCUGCUGGAGCAGAUGGACUUUGCCCUCGUGUCCGUCGCCCUCGCCUACGACAGCGCUCACCCCCUGGACCACGCCAGGAUGGAGGGCCUGAUCGGAGCGAUGCCGCUCUACGCCACCUUCUACGGAGCCCUCGAGAGACUUGACCCGCGCCCACGCAGCUCGUGGGCAGCCGACAAGCCUGGAGAGCUGCUGCUCCGAAACGCAACCAACACGCGGAGCGACUAUGAAGGAAGGGGGUUGAUGAAGAAGAUGGCGCAUUGCAUGAUGCACACGGCGGCCGCAAAGGGCUUCCGCGGCAUCCAGAUUGAGACGCUGUCAGAUGCCGUCCAGCACGUCUGGGCGAACCCGCCGCCGCCGUUCUCGGGCCAGGUCGUGUCGGCCUUUGACACUCUGACGUAUGAGGAGGAGGAUGAAGGAGGUGACAAGGUCUAUCCGUUCCGGCCGGCCAACCAAAAGGCGACCAAGAUCUAUUGCAGUCUUAAGGCAAAUUGA